This is a messenger RNA of Asterias rubens (European starfish), 4235 nucleotides long. Its product is annotated as glutarate-semialdehyde dehydrogenase-like. The transcript has 9 exons. Gene Ontology annotation, biological process: GABA catabolic process. Lineage: Eukaryota; Metazoa; Echinodermata; Asteroidea; Forcipulatida; Asteriidae. The record is from RefSeq and is a predicted model, not a curated record. Bases 313 to 1875 code for a protein of 520 amino acids. Gene Ontology annotation, molecular function: succinate-semialdehyde dehydrogenase (NAD+) activity.
GGGACGAGUUAAUGUGAACUGCUCAGGGUACCCGUCGACAACCACGCACGUUUCAAAGGGAUUUCAGAUGCCUCGUACCCAAUACUACAGUUUGUUUAUUCAGCUGUCACAUGUGACAUCCAUCUUGCUCUGUGUGUGUACACACCAGGUAGCUGUCGUUCGCCAGGUCUGGUGAAGUACUGUGCUGUGCUGUACCCUGUCCUGUGUAUACGUGCAACAACAACAACGACAACAGGACAACAAGGACAAGUACCUCUGGUCUUACUUUACAGGAUAAUUCCACAACACAACUUAUCAAGAAACUUGACAACAAUGCAGUCUUCCAUGACCUGUGUACGGCUGAUGAAGCAGCACUCUUCUAGGCUACCAGCUCUUCUGCGCUUGUCCCCAAGACCCGUCACAACCCAGAUUGGAUCCAGACGAGACUACGCAAGCCUUCACCGCGAUCAGGCGUACAUCGGGGGCGCUUGGGUGUCCGGCAACGACGGAAAUACUUAUCCGGUGAUCAAUCCAGCCAAUGGGGUUGAGAUUGGACGCAUUCCUGACCUCGGGGUAGCCGAGACGGAGGAUGCCAUCAAAGCUGCGUAUCAAGCAUUCCAGGUCUGGCGAGAAACGACCGCUAAAGAGAGGAGUGACAUCUGUAGGAAGAUGUUCAAUCUGAUGAUGACUAACCAGGAGGAGUUGGCUAAAAUUAUCACAGCUGAAAAUGGUAAACCUCUCGCUGAAGCAAUGGGAGAAAUUACCUACGGUGCCUCUUUCUUUGAGUGGUUUGCAGAAGAAGGCAAGCGCUGCUAUGGUGAUAUUGUACCGACUAUGACCAAGAGUAAACGCAUGUUGCACAUGAAACAACCCGUGGGCGUGGCAGCCAUGAUCACACCCUGGAAUUUUCCCAAUGCCAUGAUAACAAGGAAGCUAGGAGCUGCCCUGGCUGCUGGCUGUACGGCUGUUAUAAAACCUGCUGAGGAUACCCCACUGUCUGCUCUAGCAUUGGCUGCUAUUGCAGAAGAGGCUGGAGUCCCACCAGGGGUCGUCAACGUUGUGACCUGCUCCAGAAGUAAUGUUUCUCAAGUUGGUAAACACCUCUGCAAGAGCCCCUUAGUGGCUAAGAUAUCCUUCACAGGCUCCACUGCCGUAGGGAAGAUCCUCCUUGAGCAAUCUGCAAGUACCGUCAAACGAGCCUCGAUGGAGCUAGGUGGUAAUGCUCCCUUCAUUGUCUUUGAUUCAGCCUCAGUGGAUGAUGCUGUUGCUGGAGCUAUUGCCAGUAAAUUCCGAGGCAACGGGCAGACCUGCGUAUGCGCAAAUCGCCUCCUUGUACAGGAUGGAGUCUAUGAUGAAUUCUGUGGUAAACUUAGAGAUAAGAUCAGUCAGUUAGUUGUUGGAGAUGGGAUGCAGCCUGGGGUCACCCAAGGACCACUGAUUAAUGACAGAGCUGCGGAAAAGGUUGAAAAACAUGUAAACGAUGCGGUGUCGAAAGGAGCUCAGCUCAUCAUUGGAGGAAAGAGACACCAACUCGGCCGUUCGUUCUUUGAGCCAACUCUUUUGACUGAUGUCCCUAAGGAUGCAUUGGUCUGUUCUGAGGAGACAUUUGGACCUCUUGCGCCCGUCAUCAGGUUCACAACGGAGGAGGAGGCUUUGAUCAUGGCUAACUCAACUGAUUCUGGUUUAGCCAGCUACUUCUACUCCAACGACAUCGGCCAGAUAUGGAGAGUCGCUGAGAAACUUGAGUUUGGCAUUGUGGGUAUUAACGAGGGUCUGGUGUCGUCUGAGGCUGGAGCAUUCACCGGGAUUAAGCAGUCGGGAUUAGGAACCGAAGGAUCCAAGUAUGGGAUUAAUGAAUAUCUGGAUAUUAAAUAUGCCUGUUUCGGGGGAAUUUGAGUCUCUUACAGCCAAAGUAUACCGGUACUCAACCAAAGUAUAUUCAACCAAAGAUGGAGAAUUCAUUGCUUAUCCACUUGCCUGAACAAGAUUAUUUGACCCGAAUCUGAAAGAUCUUCCGGCAAAUUUUCUACAGACAAAAAUAAAUGCCAUGUAAAGUAGGCCUGGGCAAAUUUUCUACACUACACUAGAAGUACCUCAAAUAGUCCUGACUACCACUUUAGUGGCGACUAAUUUUUAAUUCUCAAGAUGCAUUAUGGCAAUGUUUGCUGCUGAUGCAUGAUAGUAAAAUUCAUGCUAAAAACGUUUGAAGGAUUGUGUCACUGAUGUCUGAAUGUGUUUUGACUUUUGUCGUGUAUAGUCAAUAGCGACACAAUUGUUUCUUCAAACAGGUAUUCGCGACUGUUUUUGAAGUAGUCGCAACUUUUUGUUGUAGUACUACACGACUACUAAGUCGUGCAGCACAAUUAAUCGAGUAGUUGAAAAACGGUAUUUGCGACUUGACUACGCAAUCAAUAGUCGCACUAGUCACCCGGCCCUUUUUAGAAGUUGCGACUAUUUUGUAGUAAUCGUGGCAGCACGUUUAAUUGUGUAGUUGAAAAACAGUAGUUGCAACUCGGCUAAAUAAUCAAUAGUCCUGACUCGACUAAGCAAUCAAUAGUCAGGACGACUACACUAGUCGCCGAAGUCACCAAGGCCUAAUUUAAAGGGAGAUUUCAACUAUCAUGAUUGUAAAUUACAAACAAAUUGUAUAGAACUCUGAAUUCGUAUGUAUUCUUUUAAUUUUUACUUGUAUGAUAAUUGUCCUAAGGUGUUUAUUGCAUUGUAAUCAAAGAACAGACGACCAUCGAGGGACACACUUAAUAUUUAUUAUAGAUCCUGCUGAAUGAUUGGUCCAAUAAACAUUUAAAUUCCAGCUGUUUAUUACUUACAGCACAUUCCACUUCCAGCUGUUUGCAGCAGCCACAAUUACAAAACAUUGGCGCAAUUAUUCAGUAACUAAAAAUGAAAUUAUCAAUCUAUCAAAUCAAAUAUUGGAAGCUAUUGGAUGCAUUGUUGCAAAAUAUAUUCAGAAGAUUUAAUCUAAGCUAUUCCAUUUCAUAAGGCCAAGCAAGGUAAAGUGAUUAUGUUCUGCGAUGAUUAACAACAACAAAUGAAUGCGAUGUUUAUGUUAUAUUAUAUAAAUCCUUGUCAUUUUACUUUGUGUUUACAACAAACACAAAAAAGGACACCGAAUCGCAUCCACACCACUCAUAGAUCUAAAACCCUUAACAAUAUGGUGACUCCAUGAAGACAUCAAUCUUCUCAACCCUGAAAAUACAACCGGGUAACAAUUAGUUUGGAAUCUACACUGGGAUGCUUCCAAUAGUUAUUGUUAUUGGAUGGGUGUAAGUCCAAUGGUUAAUGAUAUUGGAUGGGCGUAUGCCUAGUUCAUGGAGCCCAAGCUUUUGGUGUCAGCAGCAGAGUGUGGGUUCAAAGGUCAUGACACUUGUGCCCUUGAGAAAUACACUUAUUACCAUAAUUGUCAAAGGUAGUGCAUUCUAAUGUUUCAUACCAAUGCUUAUUACCCUGUAUUCUGUGAAGGAGGUAACCCUGUUUCAGCACCAGGAGUAGCUGGCAGCAUGCCCCUGGUGACAGUUGAUUUGGGUCGGCAGCCCAAAUCAGUCAUUGUAGCUCACACCUCGAAGUGGCCGCGGACCUUGUGUUGAAAGCAAUAUUUAUCUCAUUAAGAAAAACAUAGUUUUUGUUAUUUACUUUCAAAAAUUAAGUAUCCUAAAACCGUACUUGUUAAAGAGCACUGGAGAGCUGUUAAUGUUAUCAAACUUCCCAUUUGAAGUUAUGUACUUUUUGAGAAUGGGGUAAUUAUUUCACCACAAAAUUGAAUCUAACGAUGGCUUCAGGGAUGAAGCCUUUUUCAGGCAUCUGAAGUAACUUCAUUCUUUGCAACGAGGGUGGGUUUUUUUAUGAAAAAUUGGUGAGCCAAAUAUUGUAUGUAUUUGUUGGGAAACACCAAACAAGGGUACUAUUCUUUGAUAACUACCAGAAGUUUACCCUGCCUUUUAAUUCUGAAGAUUGCACCAGUAACUACGUAGCAAAAUAAUUGAUGUCAUAUGAUUUGUUUUCCACCAAUCAAAUGAGAAGGAUCUGUUUGUGUGGGAUGUGACAACAGUUUAAUAUAGCCUGGUUUUAAGGAGUGAAAUGACCUCUAUCACAAUGUAUUUGUAAUUAAUAAAUCCCCCAGAGAUUGUAUAUGCACUCCGAUUGGUCCAAGACUGGUCACAUGGUGAUGUAAUAAUAUGUGAUAUAAAGACUGGUUGUGUGAACUAGCAAAUAAAUGGCCCCUAAACAAGCAUAUUGUU